AUGUCGGUGUCGGACUCGGACUCAGACGGCCGGCCUCCCCAUCACCAAGUCUUCAUCAUUGCUAAGAUUAGACAUCGAUACCAGGGGCUGGCAGUUGCGCACCUUCCGGGGUUGAAGGGCGGGUCGGCAUUGAAAUGCUGCCUAAGACUACUCAACAUCUUCCAAGACCCGAACAAUCGAGCCUUUCUUCUUCACGAGAUUGAGUCUGCCAGGAUCGAGGAAAUGCCUACAAACGAGAACGAGAAUGGCAGCUCAGUCAUACAAGAUCCUCACAAAGAGAACCACACCAAUGAAGAUUUGAUUGGAUCGCCUGCUAGUGGCAAUGGCCGUGGUGUGGUCGAGGCUAGUUCAUUCACUGGUAAUGCGAGCAACAAAGACAUUUCAGCUUUACAAGAUUCUUGCGGCGAGGUCGAGGUGAAUGACGGCCACCCACGUACGGAUCGCGAUAACAGCCCCGAGGGUGAGACUUGCUCAUUCAGUGCCGACACAACUAUAAAAGGCAGCCUAACCGUACAGCAUUCAACUAGAGAUUGUCAGAACGAACGCUCCGAAAACGAUCCAGAUCCCGGCGGCAACGUUACUACUGCAACAGGAGUCUAUCCCUUUUACGACACGAGCUCCUACAGUGGAGCUCUUACCGGGCAGAAUACGCACAAUGAGAUCAGUGCAAAAAAUCAAUCAGAUCCUGACAAUGGCGGUAGUAGCGCAUACAUAGCAAAGUACCCCUUUAUUACGACUUGCCUAGUACUCGGCAUGUCCGCCGAUAUAAAAAUCUCCAGGAUCAAUCCGGGGGUAGUACUAGAUCGGUUCGAUACAAAAUUUGUUGGAAACCGCGACGAUGACGGCAGCACCAUCAUCGAUAUAACUGACCCGCCAGCUCUUCGAUACUGCUUUAUCAAUCCCGAAGAGAAUGAACAACAUUACCCAGAGCCUGCAACUUUGGUCCCACUCGAUGCGGCCGAAUUCCUCUCUAUUCGCGCAGAGGCAGGUUUGCCGGAGAAGCCUUCACCCCCUGCCGAGCCAGUUCGAACAGGUGCUUUGGACCUUCGAACAAUCUCGCUUGCCAAGCUUUUUGAGGAGGCUCUAAGGGAUCCGAACUAUCAGAACUGGAUAUCGGAUGCAGAAGUACUACCUAGUUUCUUCCAAGACUUCCAGGACUUCAUCUACACCCAUCCGGACAUAGUUGCAGACUCUCCGACUGCUUCAGCUCUCAUAUAUCGGUAUAGUUGUGCCGACGGUCUCCUCUGGCGCUUAUCUGCUAACUCUUCCCCUAUCUUUAGGCAUGUUCCCAAAGAUGACUCCGCCCGCAGUUCGCGAGCUUAUGACGAUGAUCAAGUCAAAGUCUGUAGACCUGACCCACAAUAUUCAUUUCACGCCUGA
Mytilinidion resinicola is the source of this 1380-nucleotide messenger RNA. RefSeq lists its product as uncharacterized. NCBI's taxonomy places the organism in Eukaryota, Fungi, Ascomycota, Dothideomycetes, Mytilinidiales, Mytilinidiaceae. The transcript is spliced from 3 exons. The record is from RefSeq and is a predicted model, not a curated record. Bases 1 to 1380 code for a protein of 459 amino acids.